CAGUUUCCCAUCCCGCCACGCCCCGUGACUGCCGCGCGCCAGAUAAUUUCCGGUGGGGAGUGCGCUGAGUUGCGGAGAGCAGGCUCCUGCGGUGGCGACGCGAUGACCACUCUCCGGGCCUUCACGUGCGACGACCUGUUCCGCUUCAACAACAUUAACUUGGAUCCACUUACAGAAACUUAUGGGAUUCCUUUUUACUUACAGUACCUCGCCCACUGGCCAGAGUACUUCAUUGUUGCAGAGGCCCCUGGUGGAGAGUUAAUGGGUUAUAUCAUGGGCAAAGCAGAAGGCUCGGUGGCGAGGGAAGAGUGGCACGGGCACGUCACAGCUCUGUCUGUUGCCCCGGAAUUCCGACGCCUUGGUCUGGCUGCUAAGCUUAUGGAGUUAUUAGAGGAGAUUUCAGAAAGAAAGGGUGGAUUUUUUGUUGAUCUCUUUGUAAGAGUGUCUAACCAAGUUGCAGUCAACAUGUACAAGCAGUUAGGCUACAGUGUGUACAGGACAGUCAUAGAGUACUAUUCGGCCAGCAACGGGGAGCCCGAUGAGGAUGCUUACGAUAUGAGGAAAGCACUUUCCAGGGACACUGAGAAGAAAUCCAUCAUACCAUUACCUCAUCCUGUGAGGCCGGAAGACAUUGAAUAACCACGAGCAGUGGUUCUUAGGCUGAUGAUGCUCCAGAUAUUUUAUGGACAAUAUUAUUUUCAUUAGAUGAUCCUGGAGCUCUAUUAGGAGAAAAGGGAAUUGUUUAGAUCUUAAAGACUUCAAGAAAAAAACAGGUUAUAAACUUGUCUUGUUUCCUAUUAGCAAUAUCAUACCUUCUAAAGCUGUCCACUGUAAUAAAAUUCAGCCAAAAAAGGCAGCUAGGUCAAAAGGAAACAUUCCACUGUUAUGGUUCAUAAUGUAAUAUUCAUGGUAUGCUAGGGAAAAAGCUUGCUCCAAUCUCCUCCUCAAUUCUGUGCCUGAGAACCACUGCUGCAUAUAUAUUUUUUAUUUUGUAUUGAACUGUUAAUUGAAGCUUUAAAAGCAUAUAUGGAAUGUGUAAAUCUAAGAUGUAUAAUAAAAUGCACUGUUGACUCGA
Molecule: messenger RNA, 1075 nt
Organism: Globicephala melas (long-finned pilot whale)
Lineage: Eukaryota; Metazoa; Chordata; Mammalia; Artiodactyla; Delphinidae
Gene: NAA20
Product: N-alpha-acetyltransferase 20, NatB catalytic subunit
Biological process (GO): N-terminal peptidyl-methionine acetylation
Cellular component (GO): NatB complex
Molecular function (GO): protein-N-terminal amino-acid acetyltransferase activity
Source: RefSeq, a predicted model, not a curated record